This is a messenger RNA of Selaginella moellendorffii, 1575 nucleotides long. RefSeq names its product dolichol kinase EVAN-like. Gene Ontology annotation, biological process: dolichyl monophosphate biosynthetic process. The record is from RefSeq and is a predicted model, not a curated record. Gene Ontology annotation, molecular function: dolichol kinase activity. The coding region runs from base 11 to 1516 and encodes 501 amino acids. Gene Ontology annotation, cellular component: endoplasmic reticulum membrane. The transcript is spliced from 12 exons. Lineage: Eukaryota; Viridiplantae; Streptophyta; Lycopodiopsida; Selaginellales; Selaginellaceae.
UUUAUCCUCGAUGGAGGAGCUCGUUGUCGCGGCGAUCACGCUCUGUGUGGCGCUGUCUCUCUCGAUCGAUCACAUCCUCGAAUUCUCUGCGAUCGUCGCGCUCGCGGCAUGGGCCUGGUUUGUGGAAUCGCGUCAGAAAGGGAAAAAUCCCUACUCCAGCUUCAGACCAGGUGCUUCGACAGGGAUUUUUCUGGGCUCGAUUACUUGGCCGCUGGUACUCGCGUCUCGGUUUAAUUCUUCUGUGGAUCCAGCCUCGACAAGCAAAUUCUCGUUCUGGAGCGCUACGCUAUGCAGUCUAAGGCUUCUAAAUUUCUUCUCCAGCGACACUUCGUCGGUCACACUUCUCGGGCAGUCGUCCCUAUUUGAUUAUUUCAAAGGAGGAAUCGCGUUGUUUGCUUUGAGCAUUGGUUUUGCAAAUGCAACUGGAUUUAUGGAUUUGAUUCCAAUUGCUGUCUUGGCAAUCCAGUCUUGUGGAUCGGCAAGUUUCUUGCGAGCUAUACUUCAAAAGUUCCCGGGAUGUGGAACGCCAGGGGAAUUGAUACUUGUGGCCAGUGGAUUAGCACUAUAUGGAGGAAAUCUGUUGCUCACAAUUCUCGGCAAUCCAAUUGAUCCUCUCGACUGUAUGCUCCAGGUUGGAGUUUUCGGACUGAGCCUCAUGCCACCAGCUUACAAAUGUUUCCUGUGGCUGACAAGGGACUCCAAAGCUACCUCUUUCGCCGCAGCUUUUCUUUCCAUAAUGCUGACAAUAGCUCCUGCGUGGUUUCGCUUAGUGGCAGGAGUUCAUCGACACCCAGUUCUAUGGGUGGUCAACUUUAUGCUGGAAAAGCCACUGCUACGUUUUGGACUCUGCUUGUACUGGCUCGCAGCACUCUGCUUACUUCCAUAUCUCUACAGCAUUGCUAAACACAAUGGUGCUCCACAAAUACUCGUCCGCAAGGGCUAUCAUAUUUUAGCAGUGAUGAUGUUCGUCCCAGCGGUUUUGAUCGAGAAAGAGUUUUUACAUCUGGCUUUCACUGUGGCUCUUGUUAUCUUCGGCCUCGUGGAAAUGCUGAGGAUAUGGCAAAUUCCACACAUCGGACCAAGGAUCACAGAAUUCAUGGCUGUUUUUGCUGAUCAUCGAGACUCAGAUAAGCUUAUUGUCAGCCAUUUUUCUUUGCUUCUUGGAUGCGCAGUACCAGUCUGGUUUCAUCACGGCUGGAGACUCCGACCGUUAGCAACUCUCGCAGGAAUUUUGAGCAUCGGAAUUGGCGACACAAUGGCAUCAUACGUUGGAUACAACUAUGGAUCAUGGAGAAUCAGCAGUACCAGCAAGAAAACAGUGGAAGGCACCAUGGCUGGAAUCAUGUCCUUGGGUUUCUCGUGCGCUCUCAUUCAAAGACUAGUAUCUCCUAUAUGCUUUCAGACUUACCAGUUAGCGAUUCCUGCGGUGCUUGCUGGAUUGCUAGAGGCUUACACGUCCCAAAUGGACAAUAUGUUUGUUCCUCUAGUUUUCUAUGCGAGCUUUCUCGCAAUGUGAAAGCGAGGACGAAGAGAAAAUUUUGCGGUUUCUUAAUUUCAAAUUCAAAAUUGAUGUCA